UGAAUGCGCUCGACAGGUGGAGCUUUGUGCAAGCACAAUGGCGUACUCCUGGCAACAAAUUCCUGCUGGUUAUCAACAGCAAAACGUACGCGCAGUUAGCCAACAACGACAGCAAGUACCUGGGUCUUAUCAACAACAAGCACCACCACAGGCACAAACUAUUGACCAAAACUACCUGUGGGACAUAUUUCAAAGGGUGGAUAAAGACCGUAAUGGCCAUAUAACUGCCCAUGAGCUACAACAAGCUCUUUCAAAUGGAACGUGGCAGCCUUUUAAUUUUGAGACUGUAAACUUGAUGAUUGGCAUGUUUGAUAUGGAUCACUCUGGUACCAUCACGUUCAACGAGUUCUCUGGGCUGUGGAAGUAUGUGACAGAUUGGCAGCAGACGUUCAGAUUUUUUGAUCGUGACAACUCCGGCAGUAUCGAUCAGAAUGAAUUGAAAACGGCGCUCACAUCAUUUGGUUAUCGAUUAUCGGAUCAGUUUUACAACAUGAUUGUGAGAAAGUUUGACAAGAGUCGACGUGGGACUGUGGUAUUUGAUGACUUCAUACAGUGCUGUGUACUUAUACAGACGGUCACUAAUGCAUUUCGGCGAUAUGACACGGACCAGGAUGGAUUAAUCACAAUCAGAUAUGAGGAUUUCCUGACCCUUGUAUUAAGCCUGAAGAUGUAAUAGAAAUGUUUUCAUUUAUAGUUUCUUAAGCCUGGUGCACACGCAAGCUAUAUGCUACGGUUUUAGUCGUCGGAUGUUAACACAGGAAAUAAUUGGUGUAUCCCGCACACGCUACGCCGUGUGCGCUGGUUACCGAUUAACAUCGGGAUAAACAUUGCGAGAUCGAUCAUGUGACUUUGGAAUUGGCAUUGUUAUUAAGAGCAUGAGUGAUAGCUUUUAACGCAUGUGACCUCUUAUUGCGGUCUUUGUAUUCAGAUGAUGUUGUGUCAUAGAGACAUUUAUGCUGCGACCAUAUAUCAACAAGUAAUGCUUCCUUUUCGUCGUCCCAAAAAAAUGCGCGGCUUCUAUGAAUGCUGCCAUUUUGUGGAUCAUGUGAUUUUUGCUCGAUGCUGAUUGGCCCUUGUAACCAGAUUUUUCCUUUGAACCCCACACACGCUACGGUCCAAUUUUAUCUGUGUGGUUUUUAUAAAUAGAUAUCGGUAGAUAUCAAACCAGCUUGAUAUGCUCUGAUCAGUAGCAGAAAAAAUCGCAGGAUAAUGAGACCGCACAUGCUCCGAUUUCACCCGCCAGUUGGGAACGGGAAAAGUUGUACAGAAAAAAGGUGUUUAGAAAGUCGUACAGAACCAAAAAGUUGUACAGAAAAAACCAUAAUACAGAAAAAAAAAAACCCACAAGGUGGGCCAUGUGCGCCAGGCUUGAGUUCAAGAAUUAAAGAUAUGAAAACUCAAUUUUAAAAUAGAAUAAAUUUUUAACAAUAUUUUAAAUGAAAGUAUAACUAUGCGUGUGUUCUAUAUAAUACUGUAUGUUUUGAUAUUAUCCAAUUUCUCUUAAUGUAUUUAUAUACAUAAGUAUACCUCAAAUCAGUGAAACGAAAAUGGCUAUAUUGCUUAUGUUUUGGCAGCUUCAAUCACUAUGCCUAGGGUUGGAAUUUUCUGAGAUCACUAUAUUGAGGGUCACAUAUAUGUAUAUAAAUAUAUGAAUGUAAAUUUAUGAGUAGGCUCUACAUUUUCUUCUAUAUUUCAGUCCAACUUGUUAUAGUGCACAGACGUCUCUGGUUUUGUGUUGUAGUCACAUGCUGUCUUUGCGACAGUGUUGUAUAGGAAUACAUAGCAUAGUCAUAUAGCAUUCAUUAUUCACUCGAUAGUAGUGCAUUUUUAAGAUUUAAUCACAUUUAUUUGUACAAACACAUGUAUAGUUUUUAUAUCGUGUUUUAUUAUUGGAAAUAAAAUCAAGUACUUUUUAUAUCACAAUUUACUAAUAAA
This is a messenger RNA of Priapulus caudatus, 1935 nucleotides long. Its product is annotated as programmed cell death protein 6-like. The record is from RefSeq and is a predicted model, not a curated record. NCBI's taxonomy places the organism in Eukaryota, Metazoa, Priapulida, Priapulimorpha, Priapulimorphida, Priapulidae. The transcript has 6 exons. Bases 38 to 673 code for a protein of 211 amino acids. Gene Ontology annotation, molecular function: calcium ion binding.